CAAAUUGAAGGAACAAUCACCACUCUCUGAAAAAGCUCCUCCUUCGUUUCUCAUCUCAAAAACACUCUUCACUUCUUCCACCACUAAUGGAUUCAUCAUCUUCACCGCUUCCCAUCAUCACCACCGUUAAACCAAUCCAAAACCCUCUUCCUCUCACCCCCAUCGAAUCCCCAUCACCAUCCCCAUCACCUUCUCCUCUGAAGAAAUCAAGAACACGCCUAUCCGACCGUCUUGAAAUGGCUACCGACGAGUCUCCGGAACCAUCCGCAGUAAAACGCCGUGGCAGAACCAGAACCACUCAAAUCAACAAUGCUAGAAAACCAAGGAAACCAAGAUCAUCCGAAGCUGAGAUUCGAGAAGAGAAUAAUAAAGAUGCUGUUGCUGUAACUGGAUUGAUUGAAGAAAUUGGAAAACCUAGAAAGAGAAAAGGUCGACCUAAGAAGGAAAAACCUAAUUUGGUUCAACCUUCAAUCUCAUCUCCAAGAAUUGAAGAAGAGAAUGGAGUUGAUUUCGACCGAAUUGGGCAGCUGGUGAGUGAUUUGGUUAUGUGGAAAGAUGUUUCCAAAUCAACAUUUUGGUUUGGGAUUGGUUCUCUUUGUCUCUUAUCUUCAUGCUUUUCUCAAGGUUUCAAUUUUAGCAUUGUAUCGGCCGUGUCACAAUUGGCGAUUCUCAUUUUGGGUGUUUCGUUUUUGUCAAAUUCAAUUUCUCAAAGUGAAACUGUUGAAGAGAAGUGUUAUGUCAAGCUUAAAGAAGAUGAUGUUUUGCGUCUUGCAAGAUUGAUUCUCCCCGCUUUAAAUUUUGCAAUUUCAAAGACUAGAGUUCUGUUUUCAGGAGAACCCUCAAUGACCCUUAAAGUAAUUCCUUUCCUUCUACUAGGAGCUGAGUUUGGCCACUUAAUUACAAUCAGAAGGCUAUGUGCCAUUGGUUUUUUUGUCAGCUUCACUGUCCCAAAACUUUAUUCUUGCUACACUAGUCAGAUAGACAAGAGAGCUGAAGGUUUGAAAUUAUUGCUGUUGGAUACAUGGUGUGCUUGCACUCACAAGAAGAAAGUGAUGGCAUUCAUACUCUUGACAUUCUGGAAUCUAUCUUCAAUCAAAACUCGAAUCUUUACAGCUUUUAUGUUGCUGGUAUUAUUCAGAUACUUAAAGCAACAUGUUGUGCAGCAAUUACAAGAUGGAGAAGCACAAGUAGGUGGUGAGAAGGAACAACAAAAAGAAUCAGUGGUGGCGGCGGAAACAGAAGAAAAGGAAACUCAACUAGCAUUAGUGGUACUUAACUCAGAUUCAAAAAAGGAGAGUUAAUAUGAGUUGGUGGUUCGAUCACAAGGCAGCGGUACGGAGUGAGAGAAUAUGUCUUUUGUUCCCGAUGAAUUCCUCUUGCAUGAGGAGAAAAUAUUAUUGUUGGUAUACGAGAUAAAAUCCAUCUCGUGUGUGUAAUAUACCGACAUUGAUUAGUCAUGGCUAAGCAAUUUUAGAUAUAUAAAAGAAAUCUGGAAUGAGAGUUAUAAGAGUUCUGUUUACAGUGAAAAUGAUUACA
Messenger RNA from Trifolium pratense (red clover), 1536 nucleotides. Its product is annotated as reticulon-like protein B17. The transcript is spliced from 8 exons. The coding region runs from base 87 to 1301 and encodes 404 amino acids. NCBI's taxonomy places the organism in Eukaryota, Viridiplantae, Streptophyta, Magnoliopsida, Fabales, Fabaceae. The record is from RefSeq and is a predicted model, not a curated record.